Lethenteron reissneri (Far Eastern brook lamprey) is the source of this 1163-nucleotide messenger RNA. Its product is annotated as voltage-dependent calcium channel gamma-2 subunit-like. The record is from RefSeq and is a predicted model, not a curated record. Gene Ontology annotation, biological process: calcium ion transport; regulation of AMPA receptor activity; positive regulation of synaptic transmission, glutamatergic. Gene Ontology annotation, cellular component: postsynaptic density membrane; AMPA glutamate receptor complex. Lineage: Eukaryota; Metazoa; Chordata; Hyperoartia; Petromyzontiformes; Petromyzontidae. Gene Ontology annotation, molecular function: channel regulator activity; voltage-gated calcium channel activity.
AGGCUCCUUCAAGGGGAUGUGCAAGAAGAUCGAUCACCUCCCAGACGACACGGAGAUGGAGGCCGACUCUGCCGAGUACCUGCUACGCGUGGUGCGAGCUUCCAGCGUCUUCCCCAUCCUCAGCGUGACCCUGUUGCUCUUCGGGGGGCUCAGCAUCGCCGCCAGUCGCUUCUACAAGUCCAAGAACAACGUCGUCCUCAGCGCCGGAAUAUUUUUCGUGUCGGCAGGCCUGAGCAACAUCAUCGGCAUCAUCGUCUACAUCUCGGCCAACGUGGGCGACCCCAACCAGAGCCAGUCCAAGAAGAACAGCUACUCGUACGGCUGGUCCUUCUACUUCGGCGCGCUCUCCUUCGUCGUCGCCGAGAUGGUCGGCGUCCUCGCCGUGCGCAUCUACAUCGACAACCACCGGCUGGAGCGGGCGCGCUUCCGCCCCGACUUCCUCAAGAGGUCCACCGUGGCGCGCCUGCCCAGCUACGUCUACCGCUACCGCAGGCGCUCCCGCUCCAGCUCGCGCUCCAGCGACGACGAAGGCGGCGAAGGCGACGGCCCGGCAGCCGCGGCCGCUCGCUCCGACGACGACGACGACGACCGGACCGCCGCUCUCAAGGGCUACGUGACUCCCCCGCACCAUCCUCUCCAUCCUCCGCCGGUGGCGUUGACGCUGUCGCAUUCCCAGCAGCUGCAGCAGCAGCAGCAGUCCGCCAACGACAUGGCCAUGUACGCGCUCGCCAACAGGGACGGUGUGGGCAAGGGCAUCCUGGGACCCGCGUCCUACCUCAGCUCGUCCGAGCGGCUGGCGGCUGAGGCCGGCUUCCUGCACGUCCACAACUGCGUCCACAAAGAGCUGCCGGAGGGCCUGCUGAGCAGCAGCCUGGCCAACAGGAGGACCACGCCGGUGUGAUCGUCCGCGCUGAUGAGAGCUGCUGGCGGAGAGCGGCGGCGUUGUUGGUUUUUUUGUUCUUUUGAGCUGGGGGCGCCCCCCCCCCUUCACCUCCAACCUCUCUGUUGUCAAAUGCUGAGCUGCGAGGUGGUCCGGUAGAACGGGGCCCCCCCAGGUCAUGUGACACCGUCAUGGAGCUGAGCGGUGUGGAUAGUUACUCAUUCAUCACCCCCCACCACCACCACGCUUCGAGGGCCCUUCCCUCUCUCCCUCACCUCUGUCC